AGGCAUUCUACCCCGCUAGUUUCCUCCUCGCCGAGUUGUCUUAUUAUUCCGGCAGACCAACGUUAUGAACAAAAUAUGGGCCCCGCUCUGACUAAUUAAGCUUAUCCAUACCCCUACAAGAUCAUUGCCAAAAAAUUUGCCCAUCAGUGUUCUACGCCCUUUCACCAGUGAUCUUACCCAUAUAUGAGUUGUUCGACUGCUCCCACCUCGCCUGGGGAGGUAAGUCACAGUCUCACUCAGAUAAAGCUAAAUGGCGUUAAUGUCUUCUUUGUUUCGCAGAACAGCACUUCAACGACCUCCAUGCCGAAAUCCUACACAUACAAUUUCACGGCGAUGGGCGUCCUCAUCGCCGACAUCGCCGGAGGGGAAGGAAGGAAGGACUAUUGAGAAGAUAUUGGUGGCGAACCGUGGGGAAAUCGCUUGCCGGAUCAUGAGGACGGCGAGGAGGCUUGGAAUCCGGACAGUCGCCGUCUUUAGCGACGCUGACCGUGGCGCUCUCCACGUGGAUUAUGCUGACGAGGCCAUACGUAUUGGACCGCCUCCUGCUCGCUCUAGCUAUCUCAAUGCAUCGGCUAUUAUUGAGGCCGCACAUCGAACUGGAGCUCAGGCUAUACACCCCGGAUAUGGUUUUCUUUCAGAGAGUGCUGACUUUGCCCAGCUUUGUGAAGCUGAGGAACUUAACUUUAUAGGUCCUCCAGCAUCUGCCAUUCGUGAAAUGGGUGACAAGAGUGCAUCAAAGCGAAUCAUGGGUGCAGCUGGUGUACCACUUGUGCCUGGUUAUCAUGGUGACCGACAAGAUAUUGAUUUCUUGAAAGCAGAAGCUGAAAAAAUUGGCUAUCCCAUUUUGAUAAAGCCUACACACGGUGGAGGAGGAAAGGGGAUGAGAAUUGUUCAAAGUCCGGAUGAAUUUGUUGAUUCUUUUUUGAGUGCACAACGUGAGGCUGCUGCUUCUUUUGGAAUAAGUACAAUUUUAAUCGAGAAGUACAUCACUCAACCCAGGCAUGUAGAAGUUCAGGUUUUUGGAGACAAGCAUGGAAAUGUCAUCCAUUUAUAUGAGAGAGACUGCAGCGUGCAAAGAAGGCAUCAGAAAAUAAUUGAAGAAGCACCUGCUCCAAAUGUUGUCAAUGAGUUCCGUUCUCACCUGGGCGAAGCUGCUGUUGCUGCUGCAAAGAAGGCAGUUGGCUAUUACAAUGCUGGAACCGUGGAGUUUAUUAUGGAUACUCUUUCUAGCCAAUUUUAUUUCAUGGAGAUGAACACCCGACUUCAAGUUGAACAUCCUGUAACUGAGAUGAUUGUCGGGCAAGACCUCGUGGAGUGGCAAAUCCUUGUUGCAAAUGGUGAAAUUCUGCCUUUGACUCAAUCAGAGGUGCCCUUAAAAGGGCACGCCUUUGAGGCCAGAGUAUAUGCAGAAAACGUUUCCAGGGGCUUCCUACCUGCAACUGGUUCACUACAUUACUACCAUCCAGUGUCCAUUUCUCCAACUGUGCGAGUUGAAACAGGAGUGAAGGAGGGAGACACGGUUAGCAUGCAUUAUGAUCCUAUGAUAGCUAAGCUCGUAGUGUGGGGAGAAAAUCGCCAAGCAGCAUUAGUCAAACUGAAGGACUGCUUGCUAAACUUUCAGGUUGCAGGUUUGCCAACUAAUAUAGGUUUCCUACAUAAAAUCGCAAAUCAUUGGGCUUUUGAGAAGGGCCUAGUUGGAACACAUUUCAUUGAGCAAUUCAAAGAGGAUCUAUUCAUUGAUUCAGGUGUUGAUAUAGCGGCUGGGACAUCUGCUGCCUCCAAACUUGGGGCGGCACUUGUUGCUGCAUGCAUCUGUGAAAUGGAUCAUAAUUCCUACAAGGAAAAUUUUCCUGGUGGGGACAAAUUGCUUUCAUUAUGGUAUGAUAAUCCACCUUUCCGAAUGCAUCACUCUGCCAAACGUUUGAUAGAGCUGGAGUGGGAGAAUGAACUCGAAGGAAAAUGCCUAGAACUCUUAAAGCUGACCAUUACCUGUGUAUCCAAAGGAGGAUAUUUAGUUGAGUUUGAAGGUGGCGAUUCCCCUGUCAUGGAGAUCAAAGUCGUGCAUUUGGGUGAAUGCAAAUGCAUUGUUGAAGCUGAUGGACUGAGCACCCACGUUACUUUGGCACGGUAUUUCAAGGAUAAUUGCCAGCACAUACAUAUAUGGCACGGGCAGCAUCACCAUCAUUACCGAGAACCUGUGACUCUUGAUCGUUCUGAUGAUGAUGCGAGUGACCAUAAACCUAGUUUUCAAACGGCUUCACAUCCUAAAGGGAGUGUGUUGGCACCUAUGGCUGGUUUAGUGGUCAAAGUUUUGCUAGAAAAUGGUGCAAAGGUGGAGGAAGGACAGCCAAUUUUGGUACUUGAGGCCAUGAAAAUGGAGCAUGUUGUCAAGUCUCCUCGUGCUGGUUAUGUUGAGGGGCUUCAUAUUGCAUCUGGCCAACAAGUCUUUGACACUAGUGUUCUCUUCACUGUCAAGGAUUAGCGACUAUCAUUUCUUCUGGAAUAUAAUACUUCUGGACUUCAACCACAUCUGCAACUGCACCUAACUACGGAGGUCUUUGGCACACAGGCUGAGAGAUAAAUGGCAGGAAUUGGCCCAAGAGACUUCAUAUCACUUUUCUCAGCGUUCGUAAGCUUCAAUAACAUAAUCUUAAAAAAUACUUUGAUUUUGAGUAUCUCAAUGCGCCAAUAAUUUUUCAUGUGGUAAAUUCUUUUUAAACUUCUGCUUUGCUUGUCAAAUAAUGUAGCCAAAACAUGAUCAAAUUCUUCUUAUUUGACUCAUUAAUCACAAAAUAUUUUAUGGUUC
Messenger RNA from Dendrobium catenatum, 2806 nucleotides. Its product is annotated as methylcrotonoyl-CoA carboxylase subunit alpha, mitochondrial. The transcript is spliced from 16 exons. Gene Ontology annotation, cellular component: mitochondrion. Bases 251 to 2482 code for a protein of 743 amino acids. The record is from RefSeq and is a predicted model, not a curated record. Lineage: Eukaryota; Viridiplantae; Streptophyta; Magnoliopsida; Asparagales; Orchidaceae. Gene Ontology annotation, molecular function: methylcrotonoyl-CoA carboxylase activity; metal ion binding; ATP binding.